UACUUGAUUUACCUUCGGAAUGUUACGUAACGCACGACUGAAUUACCGAAGACAAACGUCAAAUUCCAGCAAUUCCGGUCAUAUGACUGGUCGUCGUAAGCUUUGUCGAUGCUUUUUCCCUUGUCGUUGUUACAUUGAGAACAUACAAGAAGGUCCAAAGUACAGGUUUUUCGUAGUAAUUCUAUUUCCGUUAAACACACCGCCGUAUUUUAAAUGUUCUCCAAUGAACAACGAUCAAAACGAGACAAAGCUGGACUCCUUGGACGAGAAUUUAGGCAGUUCAAUUGACAUACAGCUACAAGGUGCGAGGGAUGAACAGAUAACAGGAAACUGUCUUAUCUGCGGCGAUCGUUCCACUGGUAAACAUUACGGGGCUGAAUCAUGCGAUGGUUGCAAAGGAUUUUUUCGUCGAAGCGUGAGGAAAAACCAUCAGUAUUCAUGCAGAUUUCAGCGUACGUGUGAGAUAGACAGAGACAAGCGAAAUCAAUGCCGAUAUUGUCGAUUGAAAAAAUGUUUCCGUGCGGGAAUGAGAAAAGAAGCUGUACAGAAUGAAAGGGACAGAAUCAUUAGAAGGCCAUCUGAAGAUGCCAAUGGGAAUGGAAUUACAGCAAAUAUGCUUUUGCAAGCGGAGCUUCUCUCUCGCCCUCCACAGAAUAAUGCAGAAGAAGCUGCUCAAAUGAACCCAAGCAAAGAAGCAAAUCAAUCGGAAAUUUGUGAAUCAAUGCGACAACAACUACUUAUAUUAGUGGAAUGGGCAAAAUACAUUCCUAAUUUCUGCCAACUCAGUCUUGAUGACCAAGUAGCCCUUCUUCGAGCUCACGCAAGUGAACAUUUGCUGUUGGGCUGUGCUCGAAGAUCACUUAAACUCAAUGAUAUGCUAUUGUUAGGCACAAACUGUUGGGUAAUCUAUCGCACAACAGGAGAGCCAGAAAUUCAAAGAAUUGUCAGCAGAGUUUUGGAUGAAGUAAUUGAACAAAUGAAUCAUAUUAACAUGGAUGAUACAGAAUAUUCAUGUCUCAAAGCUAUUAUAUUCUUUAACCCAGAUGCAAGAGGCUUGACUGACACAAAAACAAUAAAAAAGAUUCGUUUUGAUAUCCAAACAACACUAGAAGAUUACAUAAAUGAUCGCCAAUAUGAGAAACGAGGUCGUUUUGGCGAAAUGUUACUGCUUUUGCCUUCACUUCAGUCUAUUGCUGCUCAAAUGGUGGAACAGCUGCAAUUUGUUAGAUUAUUUGGAACAACAAGAAUUGACAACUUACUGCAGGAGAUGUUGUUGGGAGGUUCAACCUUACCGGAUCAACUUGCAUCGCUGCAAGCAAUGAGUCCCGGUGGGGGAACUUCUCCCACAUUGUUGACAGGAGCCUUCCUCAAUGGCUCCUCACAAGUAUCACAUCAUGGCAUGGAUCAACUAGCUCAAGCAAGCAUGCAGUCGCCAAGACUGGCCACACAGAAUUCCAUCUUUAAUUCUUUGAACUUCGGACACAAUGCAAAUAAUGGCAAUUUCACUGGCAAUAAUGGUACCUUCACUGGGAGCAAUGGCUUCUCCAGCUAUACAAAUGAUAGCGUGAACAAUGUUGAAGUUAGAAAUCCUGACAUUGUUCAGACAUUACAUAAUCAAAAUUCGUCAAGUGUGAAAAAAGAGAAUGAAAGGAAAAAUCGUGAACCCUUUUUAAAUCACAAGUAAAAUACCCCUAUAAUCUGGGAAAAAAAA
Messenger RNA from Xenia sp. Carnegie-2017, 1711 nucleotides. Its product is annotated as hepatocyte nuclear factor 4-gamma-like. Gene Ontology annotation, cellular component: nucleus. The transcript has 6 exons. Gene Ontology annotation, molecular function: RNA polymerase II cis-regulatory region sequence-specific DNA binding; nuclear receptor activity; zinc ion binding. The coding region runs from base 20 to 1684 and encodes 554 amino acids. Gene Ontology annotation, biological process: regulation of transcription by RNA polymerase II; anatomical structure development; cell differentiation. NCBI's taxonomy places the organism in Eukaryota, Metazoa, Cnidaria, Anthozoa, Malacalcyonacea, Xeniidae. The record is from RefSeq and is a predicted model, not a curated record.